Fonsecaea nubica is the source of this 1242-nucleotide messenger RNA. RefSeq lists its product as hypothetical. The coding region runs from base 1 to 1242 and encodes 413 amino acids. Gene Ontology annotation, cellular component: nucleus; cytoplasm. The record is from RefSeq and is a predicted model, not a curated record. The transcript has 3 exons. NCBI's taxonomy places the organism in Eukaryota, Fungi, Ascomycota, Eurotiomycetes, Chaetothyriales, Herpotrichiellaceae. Gene Ontology annotation, molecular function: tRNA-specific adenosine-34 deaminase activity.
AUGGUGGAAAAAAUCUCAUUCCUCGAGCCGUUGAAGACGGUUCACGAAAACCGCUCUGAAGAAGUGUUCGUCCAAGCCUUUGUCAUCGAGAUCCCGGCCAAGUUGACGAGCAAAGCACUAAGCAUCGUCAAGCCCGUCAUCCCCAACGGUGGCAAACACCCUUCAUUCAGUCACUUCCGCCGUGUAUGCUCUCUCACUCACCUACCUUUGGACUUGACGUGGCGGCGUGAUUAUGACGCACGAGGUCUUCAAACCGUCUUCUUGUUGGUGCCAAAUACGGUCGUGUCAUGGGAGGAUAUCAAGGCCACGCUAGUGCCGCAUAUCGACGUUGAAGGUCUCCCUCGUUGUUUUGAUGCCGUUGUCCCACGACACGCACCUCUCAGUUCAGAGCAGGCUGCGCUCUGGACAGAACGGUACUGGCCAUCGAUCUACAACCCGGCUGCACAGGUCCUUCAAGAUGCUCCGCCUCUCCACCAACUUCGACGGAUGCGGACUCUCCUAGAAGUCCCGGCCACAGAUACAUACAUGGAGCUCGCAAGACAGGCUGCCCGUGCAUCCAGGGAACAUGGUCACGGAAGAGGAGUCGGUGCUGUUGUGGUAGAACCAGAAACUUCAACAGUCGUCGCGGUGGCUGGCGAUGCUCGUUGGUGGUCUGACGAUCCAGGAACCCAUCAGUCGCUGAUGGCAAACAACGGAGAAGGGAGACCCGAAUAUCACGCCGUCAUGCGAGCUGUCGCCAUGGUUGCCAACAAGGAACUUCGUCGACGCAUCAGAGCGGGAGGACACCUAAAGUUCAAGGACACAUGCUCGGAAACCCCAUCCGGCCAAGCUCUCACACCGGUCGAGAGUCAGUAUGGAGAAGAUCAAGAAAUACUUCGUGACAUUACCUCUGGGCUCGGCAAUGUUGUCCUCGAAACCAACGUGAAUGAUGCCGUGCCAGAGAAACGACCGAAUCCCCGGUCUGAAGGAUAUCUCUGCAGUGGACUCGACAUUUAUCUGACACAUGAACCGUGCGUGUGCUGCGCGAUGGCUAUGAUCCAUUCCAGAUUCAGAGUCUGUGUUUUCGCUCGCAAGAUGCCGGGCAGUGGUGGCCUCUGCUCUGAGCCUGGUGGCAAUCGACUCGCAUACGGGUUGUUCUGGCGUCGAGAGCUCAACUGGCGAGUCAUGACAUUCCAACACACGCAAGCGGCUGCUGUCGAAGGCGAAGAAGGCCCAACGGACAAGGGAAUAUUCCAUGCUUAG